This is a messenger RNA of Phragmites australis (common reed), 2464 nucleotides long. Its product is annotated as conserved oligomeric Golgi complex subunit 6-like. The record is from RefSeq and is a predicted model, not a curated record. The transcript has 11 exons. NCBI's taxonomy places the organism in Eukaryota, Viridiplantae, Streptophyta, Magnoliopsida, Poales, Poaceae. Bases 142 to 2202 code for a protein of 686 amino acids. Gene Ontology annotation, cellular component: COG complex. Gene Ontology annotation, biological process: intra-Golgi vesicle-mediated transport.
UUGGCACGGCAGAAGCUUUCCCCGCGUCCGGCUACUACCCAUCACUCCCCUCAGAUCCCGAACGACCAAACUCCCUUCGCCGGCGGAGGAAGGCGGGGGAGAUCACGCCCGGGUUGGGAUCGCGCACCGGCGGCGGGCGGGAUGGUGGCGGCUCUGGCGCCGGGGGUGUCCCGGAAGCUGAAGAAGGUGCUGGAGACGCGGACGGACAGCCCGGAUCUGCUGGCCUCGCUGGGCGCGCUCUCCACCUUCUACGUCCAGAACACCCCGCAGGCGCGCCGCAACCUCAAGUCCUCCAUCGAGCAGCGCGCGCUCGCCAUCAACCGCCACUUCCUCGACGCCUCCCUCCCCGCCCACAAGGCGUUGGAUCGCGUCGAGGGGGAGGUGCACGCGCUGAACGACUCCUGGAAGAAGAUUGAGGAAGCAUUGAGCAGUUGUAGUGUGAGAACUGGGGAUAUUAUCAGUACAACGGAGAGGUUGCAACAAGAACUUGAGGUUAUCACUCAGCGCCAAGAAAUUGUUUCAUGUUUCCUGCAGGAUUAUCAACUUUCAAAUGAAGAGAUAAAUGCACUCCGGGAAGAAGAGAUAGAUGAUAAAUUCUUCAAGGCAUUGCUGCAUGUCCAAGAAAUACACUCAAACUGCAAGGUCCUGCUGCGGACACACCACCAGCGUGCUGGUUUAGAACUUAUGGAUAUGAUGUCUGUGUACCAAGAAGGGGCUUAUGAAAGAUUGUGCAGGUGGGUUCAAGCUGAAUGUAAAAAAUUAGGUGAUAGUGACAACCCUGAAGUAAGCGAACUUUUGAAAAAGGCUGUUCGCUGCCUGAAGGAAAGACCUGUUCUAUUCAAGUAUUGUGCAGAAGAGGUUGCCAACAUGAGACACCAUGCAUUAUUCAGGCGGUUUAUAAGUGCUCUUACUAGAGGUGGACCUGGAGGGCUCCCAAGACCAAUAGAAGUGCAUGCUCAUGAUCCUCUUCGUUAUGUAGGCGAAAUGCUGGGUUGGCUACAUCAGGCACUGGCAUCUGAAAGAGAGCUUAUAGUCGUCUUGCUUGAUCCUGAUGCAUUAACUGACAGUGGUCCAACCACUCGUUGUCAUUCUGGAAGAGAUGGUGAUUCCUCCAGAGGAGAGUCUGAUGUAACUUUUGUGCUUGAUAGAAUAUUUGAAGGGGCAUGUCGGCCAUUUAAAGUUCGAGUUGAGCAAGUUUUGCAGUCACAACCAAGCCUGUUAGUCUCUUUCAAACUUAGCAAUACCUUGGAAUUCUAUGGUUACACGAUAUCGGACAUGCUGGGAGGGGACACUGCUCUGUGCAAUACAAUAUGGUCACUUAGAGAUGCAGCGCAGCAAACAUUCUUCAAUAUCCUGAAGAGUCAGGGAGACAAGUUAUUGCGUUAUCCUCCACUAGUUGCAGUGGACCUCUCUCCUCCACCAGCUGUGAGAGAAGGAGUUUCUUUGUUGCUUGAGCUCAUAGAUACCUACAAUAGCAUGAUGGUUCCUGCCUCUGGAAAAGGACCAAACUUUGAUCCUGUCAUUUCUGCGUUACUGGAUCCUAUAAUUCAGAUGUGUGAGCAAGCUGCAGAGGCGCAAAAGUCAAAAGGUUCACUUGCACGGCGUGGUAGAACUACCUCUGAUCCUAGUGGAAAUAGCAGAGAUUCGAUAGCAGUUGAUGCUAUUCUGUCCAAGAAUUUAUCUACAUCGGUUCUGAGCGCUGAAUCUUCGUCCAAAGUCUACCUCAUCAACUGCUUAUCAGCAAUUCAGGAACCAUUGAUGGGCCAGGAGGUUGCUACAAGCUAUGUAAACAACCUGCGCUCUAUGGUUGAAGCUCAUAUUCGUGCCCUUGUAGAUAAAGAAAUUGACAGCAUUAUUAGGAAAUGUUUACUGUCGAAUAAGAUGCCAUACAUAAAGGACUAUGGCAGCAUGGAUGACGCGAGACCUCUGGCAGAUGUUGUCGAGACAUCGCCACAGAUGCUUCUGGAAUGCCUGAAGGCAUUCUAUGGCCUUUUGACUGGAACAGAAGGUUCCUUGCCUGAAUUUGAGCAGCUGCAGGUUCCAAGGUUACGUUCAGAUGCGUGCUAUGGUUUGGCUAGAGCACUAGCAGAAACAUAUGAACUCAUUUAUAAGGCAGUGAUGGAUCCAAAGAACAGUUAUCCUGACCCGAGGUCGUUGGUUAAGCACUCGCCUGAGCAGAUAAGAACUAUACUGGAAAUCUGAGGUCUAUGCACCAUGCCUUUUGAUACAACGUUGAUUAGAGGAGUCAUGCGAAGUAAUCAAUGUGAUGUAAAUUUCCAACUGUAAGUUGUGAAUUCAAUUCCUUGCUGUUAUAUUGAAGCGGUGAGUCCUUUACUAUACUCUUGUAUCAUAGUAUCUCUCCUGACUCCUGUUCUCAUGUACCAUUUCUUUUUUUCUUUAUAAAAAGACAAAUUUCAUUGUACAUGGAUAGUUUGAUUAUCACAAAGAUAAUUGUAUCGGAGCA